Apus apus (common swift) is the source of this 768-nucleotide messenger RNA. It is a transcript of the gene SPIC, whose product is annotated as Spi-C transcription factor. The record is from RefSeq and is a predicted model, not a curated record. The annotation marks the transcript as partial. Gene Ontology annotation, cellular component: nucleus. Gene Ontology annotation, biological process: regulation of transcription by RNA polymerase II; cell differentiation. The transcript is spliced from 4 exons. NCBI's taxonomy places the organism in Eukaryota, Metazoa, Chordata, Aves, Apodiformes, Apodidae. Gene Ontology annotation, molecular function: sequence-specific DNA binding; DNA-binding transcription factor activity, RNA polymerase II-specific.
UUGCAGAUUUUUCCUGAGCAAGACGUACUGGGCCAGGCUUUUGAAGACGCGCUUGAAGUCCUGCAGCAGCACUCUGCCAGAGACAUGCAGAGCUCACCAGGUUACAAAAGCUGUCUGACUGUUAUCAAUCAUCACCACCACCCCCGAGCAAGCCCCAGCUACUCUGCAGCACCACCUACAGAGGACCCAGGAUAUAGCUGGAGAAAUGUGGUCAGCAGUGCAGUGGAUUUUUAUGCAGAUGAGACUCUCUACCAUACACUGCAGAAUACUCCAGAAAGCCAAGUGAUGCCUGCUGCUGCUGGCCAGCCAAAAGCAGGAAAAGGCAGAAAAAAACUUCGACUGUUUGAGUACCUCCAUGAGUCCCUGUAUGAUCCAGCUAUGGCAAACUGCAUCCAGUGGGUAGAUAAGCCCAAUGGUGUCUUCCAGUUUGUCUCCAAAAACAAGGAGAAACUAGCAGAGCUGUGGGGAGAAAGAAAGGGAAACCGCAAGAUCAUGACAUAUCAGAAAAUGGCCAGAGCACUGAGGAAUUACGGAAGGACGGGUGAAAUAAUUAAAAUCCGAAGGAAGCUGACAUACCAGUUCAGUGCUGUUGUUUUGCAGAGACUUGCUCCAUCUUACUUCUUGGGAAAAGAAACAGUUUGCCAUCCCUAUAUUCAGUCCAAUCAAGAAUAUCAGUGUGCAGAUGACUGGAUCAGUUACAAUAAUUACAUGUAUAACAACAGUUAUGCAUUACAGCAUGCUAAACAGCUGGACAUGUCUUUCACAUAA